AUGUCCAUUGGGAAGACCAUGCUCGGUCGACGACAUGUGCUUCCCUCUGUUCUGUCCACCUUGACAGAACUGCAGGUCGAGGGGACCUUCAAGACCGGCACGUACCUGGUCACGGUCCACCAUCCAAUCAGUUCCGACGAUGGAGACCUUGAAAAGGCGCUGUAUGGAAGCUUCCUCCCUGUGCCGUCCAAGGACGCAUUUCCCUUGCUAGACGAGAGUGAGUACGACAAUACGAAAAUGCCGGGUGCAGUCGUUCCGGUGAAAGAAGGCAAAAUUACGUUGAACGAGGGUCGGAAGAGGAUUCAGCUCAAGGUCGUGAGCAAGGGGGACAGGCCAAUACAGAUUGGGUCCCAUUACCACUUCAUCGAAACGAAUCCGCAACUCGAGUUUGAUAGAAGUAGAGCAUAUGGCUUCCGUCUAGACAUCCCCGCAGGUACAUCGGUCCGUUUUGAGCCCGGAGACACAAAGACAGUCACUCUGGUCGAGAUUGCAGGCAACAAGGUGAUACACGGUGGAAACAACCUCGCUUCGGGCCCUGUCGAUGUAUCUCGCGCCGACGAAAUCGUGCAGAAACUACAGCAAGCUGGGUUCGCCCACGCGCCUGAACCGGCCGGUGACCUGGCGCAUAUCGACGUCGCAUCCAUGACCCGCGCGGCCUAUGCCGGCAUGUUCGGUCCCACGACUGGUGAUCGCGUCCGGCUGGGAAUGACCGACCUAUGGAUCAAGGUCGAAAAGGACUUGACGGUCUACGGCGAGGAGUGCAAGUUUGGUGGCGGCAAAACUCUUCGAGAAGGCAUGGGACAAGCAUCAGACCGGAAGGAUGCCGAUAUCCUUGACACGGUCGUCACCAAUGCGCUGAUUGUCGACUGGUCCGGCAUCUACAAGGCCGACGUGGGUAUCAAGGACGGCAUCAUCGUGGGCAUUGGUAAAGCGGGCAAUCCGGACGUCAUGGACGGUGUCCAUCCCAACAUGAUCGUCGGCAACGGCACCGACGUCAUUGCAGGAGAGCAUAGCAUCCUUACCGCGGGAGGUAUCGACUCGCACAUUCACCUGAUCUGUCCUCAACAAGCUUACGAAUCUGUCGCGGCCGGCAUCACCACUUAUCUCGGAGGUGGCACGGGUCCUAGUACAGGGACCAACGCGACAACAUGCACGCCUGGGAAAUGGCACAUGAAACAGAUGCUCCAAGCGAUCGACUCGAUCCCCAUCAACUACGGCAUCACGGGUAAAGGAAAUGACAGCUCGCCGGUCGCUCUUCGCGAGCAAUGCGAGGCUGGGGCGUGCGGCCUCAAAUUACACGAAGACUGGGGCACGACGCCCGCGGCGAUCGACACGUGCCUGUCUGUGUGCGACGAAUACGACGUCCAAUGCCUCAUCCACACCGACACGCUCAACGAGUCUGGCUUUGUGGAGUCCUCGGUCGCCGCCUUCAAGGGCCGCACCAUCCACACCUACCACACCGAGGGUGCCGGCGGCGGGCACGCGCCCGACAUCAUCUCUGUGGUCGAACACGCCAAUGUGCUCCCCUCAUCGACGAACCCCACGAGACCGUUUACGAGGAACACGCUGGACGAGCACCUCGACAUGCUGAUGGUGUGUCACCACCUCUCCAAGAACAUCCCGGAGGACAUUGCGUUCGCCGAGUCGCGGAUCCGCGCCGAGACCAUCGCGGCCGAAGACGUGCUCCACGACCUCGGCGCCAUCUCCAUGAUGUCCUCGGACUCGCAGGCCAUGGGGCGCUGCGGCGAAGUCAUCCUCCGCACGUGGAACACGGCGCACAAGAACAAACAGCAGCGCGGAACUCUAAAAGAAGAUGAAGGCACCGACGCCGACAACUUCCGCGUCAAGCGGUACCUGAGCAAGUAUACGAUCAACCCGGCUAUUGCGCAGGGGAUGAGUCACUUGGUGGGCAGCGUCGAGGUGGGCAAGGUGGCCGACCUAGUGUUGUGGAAGCCGAGCAUGUUUGGGACGAAGCCGAGCUUGGUGGUCAAGGGCGGGAUGAUCAGCUAUGCGCAAAUGGGCGACCCCAACGCCUCCAUCCCGACGGUGCAGCCCGUGCUCAUGCGGCCCAUGUUCGCGGCGCACGUCCCCUCGCGGAGCAUCACGUUCGUGUCGCAGCACUCCGUGACGUCCGGUGUCGUGGCGUCGUACAACCUCUCCAAGCGCGUCGAGGCGGUCAAGAACUGCCGCGCCGUGGGGAAGAAGGACAUGAAGUUCAACGACGCCAUGCCUCGCAUGAAGGUCGACCCGGAAUCCUACAAGGUCGAGGCCGACGGGGUCCAUUGCACGGCCGCGCCGGCUGAGGUGGUGCCUCUGGGUCAGACGUACUUUGUUUAUUGA
Molecule: messenger RNA, 2340 nt
Organism: Fonsecaea nubica
Lineage: Eukaryota; Fungi; Ascomycota; Eurotiomycetes; Chaetothyriales; Herpotrichiellaceae
Product: urease
Exons: 3
Coding region: 1-2340 (779 amino acids)
Biological process (GO): urea catabolic process
Cellular component (GO): urease complex
Molecular function (GO): nickel cation binding; urease activity
Source: RefSeq, a predicted model, not a curated record